AUGAUUCUUCUUUGUCCAAGUGGGAAGAUUUUACCAGGGCCUUUUGUAGAAUUUGGCUCUCAUGGGUUUGAGGAUUUUGUAAAGUCACUAUUUAAGCUUCGUCAAACCAGUUCUUUAAAGGAUUAUAUCUCUGAAUUCCGACGUUUGACAACUCGAAUCCGAGAUCUUAGUGCAAAUUUUCGAUUCAGCUAUUUCAUUGGUGGAUUAAGGGAAGAACUCAAGCAUGAUAUCAAGUUGCUUCGUCCUGCAACAGUUCAUGAGGCCAUGAAUUUUGCUCAUGAAGUGGAUGCUAAACCCCAAAAGUUGAGGUCUAUGCAUUCUUCUAGAAAUUUUAAGUCAAGAUUGCCUCUUUUACCUAUACAAAAUGAUUUAGUUCCUAGGAAGGAUAUGCCUAUCAAGAAAUUAACCCCUGAGGAAAUCCAAUAUAAACAGCAGAAUAAUCUUUGCUUUUAUUUUGAUGAAAAAUUUGUGAGGGGUCCUAAGUGUGCUAGGAAACAAAUCUUGUUGCUGGAUAUGGGUUAUAAUAGCUCCAAAGAAGAGGACAUAGUUCAAGAAUUGCAACAAAUUGAACAGACCAUGAAACUCAAUGCUUUAAUAAAGAAUUGUCAUGUGGUAUUGUUAGAUUCUGGAAGCUCUCAUAAUUUCAUCAAUAUGGGCAUGGUUAAGAAGUUGGGUUGGAAGUCAGAUCAGUCUCAUAUUUGUGAUGUUAUGAUAGCUGAUGGUGGACAGGUUCAAAAGGGUGAGAAUAUGGACAAGCUUGCAAGUGAUUUAUCCUCACCACAACAUCAAGAAUUGCAAGCCUUGUUGGAUUCUUUUUCUGUAAUUUUUGGUACACCAACUACUCUACCUCCUAUGAGAGAACAUGAUCAUCGGAUUCCUUUAAUUUCAAGUUGUAAACCACCAAGUAUUCGCCCAUAUGCUUAUGGACCACUUCAAAAGUCUGAAAUUGGAAAGUGUGUCAAAGAGCUGCUGGAUUAUGGAUUUAUCAGGAACAAUCAUAGUCCUUUUUCUUCUCCUGUUUUGUUGGUCAAGAAGAAAGAUAGCACCUGGAGAAUGUGCAUGGAUUACAAACAGUUAAAUGAGUUAACCAUAAAGGAUAAAUAUCCAAUUCCACUAAUUGAUGAUCUGUUAGAUGAAUUGCAUGGGGCAGAGUAUUUUCAUCCAAAAGAUAUUGAAAAAAGGGCAUUCUGA
Messenger RNA from Prunus armeniaca (apricot), 1191 nucleotides. The record is from the annotation of a GenBank genome assembly. NCBI's taxonomy places the organism in Eukaryota, Viridiplantae, Streptophyta, Magnoliopsida, Rosales, Rosaceae.